UUCUGAUCAUGUGACUGCUCGUUAACUUUCACUUGAAGCAGCCGGGUAAACACAGUGUACCUGCUCUGAUGAAGGCCUCGAUGCAGGCAUGCUUCUUUAAAUUGAUGACCCUGGGUCUGCAUACAUCACUGCUCCAGGGUGUGCAGGUCAUCUCUGGUUAAUGUGUAACGUGAGGCUUUAUUCAGGACAAGCUGGAAGUGCAGAGUCAUAGUGUUUGCUCGGUUCGGCAACUCUGGCACCAAAAGAACCAGCAUGUCUGUGCAGCUCUUUGAGGGGAAAGAUCAUGCAGCAGCUUACCUGCAGUACCGAGUAGCUCCCCAUGAAUUAAUCAGCAGGAUUAUGAGCUUCAUGGAGAAAAGGACACCCAACCAGUUCAAGCUUGCAGCAGACGUAGGCUGCGGCUCAGGCCAAGGGACGAUCCUGCUGGCUCCAUUUUUCACCAAGGUUGUCGGGACAGACAUCAGCCAGGCCCAGCUGGAGAUGGCACAGACCACAAGCAGUCCUCCAAAUGUCUCCUACAGGCAGUCUCCUGCAGAAGUGCUGCCGUUCGUUUCAGGUGAGGUGGACCUCGUGACGGCCAUGACAGCGGCUCACUGGUUCAACCGGAUGGAGUUCCUCCUGGAGGCCGACAGGGUGCUGAGGCCGGGAGGGUGCCUGGCUCUCCUGAGCUACACCAUGGACAUGGAGCUGGAGUACAAGGACCAAUCUGACAUGCUCAACAAGAUCUGUAAAGAGUUUUACGCGGCCCUGCUUCCAUUCCGAGAUCCUUACAUAGGAUCAAGCUCAAAGAAGAUCUACUUGGACAUGUUUGAGUCCUGCUCCUACACAGACAAGGAGUGGAACGAGUGUCUCCGUAUUAAAAACCCCAUGCCUCUGAGCAGCUACAUCGGCAUGGUUGAGACCUUCUCCACCUACCAGAAGCUGCUCAAAAAGGACCCCGCGGAGGCCAAACGUCUCUCUGACGACAUCAGGAACAAGUUGCUCUCUGCCAUGAAGGUGUCCUCUCCUGAAACAGAAGUGACAGUGGUUCUGAAGUAUUUCUGCUGGUUGGCGUGCAAACCAUGACCUCCAGCCUCUUUAAGGAGCAGUCAGUGGCUAAUUGUGACCAUUUGCAUCCAGUGAAUGUGUCAACAGAAAGAACUGAAAUGAUCCAGGUAGUCUGAACAAGUCUGAAUAAACUAUAAUGUUUCUCCUGCG
Notolabrus celidotus (New Zealand spotty) is the source of this 1197-nucleotide messenger RNA. RefSeq lists its product as uncharacterized. NCBI's taxonomy places the organism in Eukaryota, Metazoa, Chordata, Actinopteri, Labriformes, Labridae. The record is from RefSeq and is a predicted model, not a curated record. The transcript is spliced from 7 exons. Bases 253 to 1065 code for a protein of 270 amino acids. Gene Ontology annotation, molecular function: S-adenosylmethionine-dependent methyltransferase activity.